AUAACGAUUUAUGGAAUAUUUCGCUCUUCGUCACCAAUUAGUAUCGCGUUGUUUGAGUGUCAGGAAAUAAAGAAAAGAUAAUUUACACAGAUCGAAUGGCUUCGAAAUUAUUGACUCGAUUUUACAUAUUUCUAACUAUAAUUUUAACGUAUUCUAAUGCUCUCAGAUGUUACACAUGCACCUAUACGGACACCAGUUCAGAUAGAUCAUGCAUAACUAAUCCUGAUGCAGUCAUUGGGCAGAAGUUUACGAGUUGUUCCAAGAAAUAUUGUGUGAUAUUUCGACAAGAAUUGCAGAAGCCUGCAGGGGUUGUAAAUACGUUUUUGCGAGGAUGUGAGGAUAAGCCGCUUUAUCUCAACAAUGUAGUGGAGGACCCGACAUUUAAGAGUUAUUACCGGUCAUGCACAACGGAUCUUUGUAAUAACGGCGACGGCAUUAGAUCUACUGGAUCAAGUUUAGAUCCUGAUUCAGGAGCAGGAAGUAAUAUGAUUAUUCCGGGACGCAGUAUGGCGGGUGAAACGUGUAGCAAAGCAGCUUUCCUCUUGAUGGUUUCGACUUUAACUGUUUUAUUAAUGUCAGAUACAUUAUGGGAUUAAUGCUAUAACAUGCGUAAAUAAUAAAUUGCAGGAAAUAUGUAAUUA
Molecule: messenger RNA, 641 nt
Organism: Hermetia illucens (black soldier fly)
Lineage: Eukaryota; Metazoa; Arthropoda; Insecta; Diptera; Stratiomyidae
Exons: 4
Coding region: 96-596 (166 amino acids)
Source: RefSeq, a predicted model, not a curated record